This is a messenger RNA of Priceomyces carsonii, 1437 nucleotides long. It is a transcript of the gene DUN1, whose product is annotated as serine/threonine protein kinase. Gene Ontology annotation, molecular function: protein kinase activity; ATP binding; protein binding. Gene Ontology annotation, biological process: protein phosphorylation. Lineage: Eukaryota; Fungi; Ascomycota; Pichiomycetes; Serinales; Debaryomycetaceae. The record is from RefSeq and is a predicted model, not a curated record. Bases 1 to 1437 code for a protein of 478 amino acids. The transcript has a single exon.
AUGUCUUUAUCUAGAAAGAGACAGUACUAUGGCAUUGAAGUAAAUGAAGAUCAACAGUCAAAGUUCAAGCGAAAGACAUUUAAUUACGAAAGCAUAGCUAAACUAUUCAGUUUAGAUAAAGAACAUUCUCACAUAAGCAUCCCAAGGAAACCGAGUGGAGUGUUGAUUGGAAGGAGUAGCUCUUGCGAUGUUAGAAUAUCAGGAUCAGAUGUUUCAUCUAAACAUUGCCAUUUAGCAUUGACAUCAAGUAAUGAAAAGGAACUUCUUUUCAUUGUCGAUAUGAGUUCAAAUGGCGUCUUUAUAAACGACGAGAAGCUUGGUAGAGGGUCAAGUUUGUUACUCAAGAGUGGUGAUAAGAUAGGUUUUGCUAAGACUGGAGGAUCUUUUAUUUUCCGUUAUGUCUUUGACUUCGAUAACAAAGAGAAUCGCAAUAGAAAAUCCUUCUUUGACGAUUACAUUGUGGGUAAACAAUUAGGAACUGGGCACUAUGCCGUCGUAAAAGAAGCGAGGGACAGAACAAACGGGGAUAUAGUAGCUGUGAAGAUUUUCCACCCUAACAGAAACAAUACUUCAUCUGACGAUAUUAAGUUACAGCAGGAGAUCAAUUUGCUUCUAUCAAUCAAUCAUCCGAAUAUAGUAAGAUUCAUUUCUCAUUAUGUGGAGCCUGUAAAUCAAAAUCAGGUAGCAACGUAUUUGGUUCUAGAGAAAGUAAACAGCGGCGAACUAUUUCAAAGAAUCAUCAACAAGCUGAAAUUAAAUCAAGAUGAAACCAAAGAAAUUUUUAAACAGCUUCUCUCGGGUCUAAAUUACUUACAUGCAAAUGACAUUAUUCAUAGAGAUAUUAAGCCAGAAAAUAUACUACUAGAUAUCAUACCACGAUCUUCCAAGGAUCAGGAACAGUUAGGGCCAUGGGAUAGUGAUGAAUACGACGUUAGAGUUAAGAUAGCUGAUUUUGGUUUAGCAAAGUUUAUAGGAGAGUUAAAGUUUACUAAUACUUUAUGUGGAACACCAGCUUACGUGGCACCAGAAAUUCUUGCGAACGAGCUUCAAUAUUCUAAAAAAGUUGAUCUUUGGCUGGCUGGAGUUCUUCUAUAUGUAUGCUUGUGUGGCUUUCCGCCGUUCAGCGAAGAGCUUGCCCCACCAAACAUGAAAGAACAAAUUUUGACAGGGAACUAUGCAUUUUACUCUCCAUAUUGGGAUGAUAUUAGUGACUCAGCCUUGGAGUUAAUUUCAAAUUUGUUAGUAGUAGAACCGGAAAGUCGAUUCGAUAUCAAUCAAACUUGCAAUCAUCCUUGGUUUCAAGAAGAGGAUAUUGAGUCGGAGGUAGACAUGGUAGUGAGUCCGAAGCGGGUUCCAGUAAGGUCUGACAGCAAACCGCUUACCUUGAAGGAAGCAUUUACAUCCGAAUUGAAGUUCAACUCGGAUACUCAGUCAUAG